GUAGGAAGCCGUGAGCAGCGUCUCGAUGAGGAUGAUGCGGAUCACCAGGAUGCCCAAUGGCGAGUGCACUCAAGGGCUGCCAGGGAGCAGCUCAAUCUAUCCAAUUCCUUCAGCCCCUGGACCUCUAGGGAAAGCUUCGCAGGCGAAGGUCUCUCUUUGACAGAGCGGGUCAAGGAUGUGAUUGAUGUCACAGCAGCGAAAGCAGCUGCAAGUGCAGCAGGACAGUUUUCGUUGAACUCCAUCUACGUUGAUGUCAGCCAAUCUGUGGCGCGGAGUGUCUUCACGAAUCCACAAGGCAUCACCCCGUGCUUCACCUCUGCAACCCAACUUUAUAGCUACAAAGAAGACCGAGUCAUUUUACCAGAAGAGAUGCUGUCAGUACACGGAUUCGGCGCAGUCUUCGUUCCUGAGUCGGUUGGCAUGAAGGAUCUUAAAAAAAUGGCCGGCUGCGGGAUGAGCCUACCGUGCGUAGGCACAGUCCUGCUUGCCUUCCACGUGAUGAGGCCAACACAAGAGCUGGGCAAGCCGGUCUCGGAUGCAAGGGGCUCGUUCGGUUCCAACAUCUUCUUUCCAGAGGAUGAGUGCCCCGCAGGCCUCACGACUGCUGGUGUCUCAUGCUACGCGCCGAAAGAUGCAGAAGGCCACGCCUUCUGCUCCUGUGCAGCCAAGCAGACCAACCAAGGGGACCACAAUUUUCAUGCUGUGAUUGAAGAUGCGUGUCUGCGGUGCCAUGUGGCAGUGGAGACAGGGCACGGCAGAGAGUGGAGUGCUGGUGUGCAAGAGUGCAGGGAGAACAAGGACUUCAACGAGUCUGUCACCAGAACUUGCAAGCAGCUCGAGCUUGUAGAGAAUGGGCAGCCUGCUGAAAGCUUCUAUCCUCCUUCCGCUGUAGAGUCGAUCCACAUUUGUGGAGAAUACUCGUUUGUGGAAAUAUUGUUUUUGUCCACAGAGCAAGUGCUGCGUCACGCAGGCGCGUUGCCUCAUGAAUUGGGGCUGCCGCUUGCAUCCAGACUUGCCGAAGAUGGCAAAACCUUGUUAUCAGGAUGUUAUCUCAGGGCUGACGACCUUCCAGAGAGCGUCACGUGGCAGACGUUCAACGGAUUUAGGAGAGUGAGACUGUUUUCGAACACGCACUACCAGCACUCGAAGAAAGUGCUUCAGCCGAAGGACCAGAUCGCCCCUGAACAAGGUGCGGCGCUGGUGCGACUGUUGGAUGGUCGGCGUGCUCAGAAAGACCAGCUGCGGCCAUGUAUCAACAAGGAAGAUGGUCCAGUCCUGUCAGAGCUCAAGUCCUUGAUGGAGCUGAAGCGCAAAGUCGAGCACAUGAACACGCAGAGACGCGAGGCGGAGCUCGAAUUGGCAAGGAGGAUCCAGGGCUCGAAUCCUGGCGAGGGACUGCCUGAGCAAGCCCCCAUUGUGGAUGAGAUCAAGAAGGCCGCUCUGGACAAGUUCUCUUUGUCUGGAGCUGAUGCUGCGAAUGCCCCGUACAACUCCACCCUGAGGCGUCAGAGAAGGAAGACUGGUGGCAAGGCGGCCAGUGAGCAACCUGAGGCAGUUUCUGAAGCUUCCAAGGCUCCGACUUCAAAGUCAGGGAAGGCUAGUCAAAGUCAGGCAGCCAAUGAGAAGCCUGAGGACUCUGAGGCUCAGAUCAGAGCAGCCCUGGACCAUGACAAGCCCAUGAUGAAGGUCGCCUUGGCUUUGAAGACCUUGCCGGAGUGUUUGCCAGCGCUUGACCCGCGCAAGUGCAUGUCGGGGGUGAAGCUAGGCAACCAGUGUUUCGCUGCAAAACGCCUGCUCCCAUCGCUCAAGGGCAUGAAUGAGGAGACCAUGUUGCAAAAGCGGAUAACGCUCAUUGAGGCCAUCCAGGAACUUGUGCAAUCCAAAGACUUGCACAAGAUGGAGAAGAAGGAUCGCUUGCGUUUGUAUCAGCUAGUUGCCUCAAACGACAUUCCGCCGUCUGAGCAGCUGAAGCUCAGCGUGGUCCACCUUGCAGCGGCAGAGCAGGCUCGGCAGAUGGUGAACACCAAGGCAGUCGCAGACCUUGAGCUCUACUUGGGUAUCAUCAUGCCGUUUCCUGCCGAGAUCUCGGAUGGAUGGGAUUUCUUCAGCCCAACACUCGGUUCUGUUGUCAUGGAAGCUGUGGGAGAAGCAGAAGAGCAGGAUGAUUCCUCGGGUUGGGGCGUUUUGGUCAAGAAGGAAGAAGCGACCUGCGCAGCCGCCAAGGCUGUUGUGGUGCAGCAGACUGGAGAUUGGCAGGCUUUGGCGGACUGCCUGCUGCGAAGUUUCUCCUGCAACCCAAUCUUGAAGAUGCUUGAGGCAGCCACCUCUGAUGACACGGCUUCCUUCCUCCUUCGCUUUGUUGAAAGACUCGUGGCAGUCUGGGCCCUGCAAGAGGUUCCAAAGAUGCCGGAUAGCUUUCAACCUUUCGAAGCCGCCAUGCAGAACAUUGAGAGAUGGUGCAAGUCCAUCAUCGCUGUGCUCAGCCCUGUCCCAAGACACCUUGGCAGCAGCGUCUUCCUUGUGGACCAGGUGGUCAAGAGCCCAGACUUCAUGGACACAGAGCUUCGGGACAUUCUCCGGGACAGUGACUUCUGGAAGGGCAAACUGAAGGCAGCUCGCCAAGUGGCGUCUGCGGAAGCUGAGUUUGCAGGUGAGAUCCAGACUCGCAUCAAUAGCCUCAAGGGAGCCAACAAUAUGGUGCUUAGUGUGGCUGCAGCCAUUCAAGCUAUUGAUGCAAGGAGCGAGAUGCAGAAGCAACUGCGUCCUGGCGCCCUGCAGCCUCUGGAAGAAAUUCUAGCCAACAAGCUCCUUUCGGUCGCAGACGAGGUCUUGGCAGCGGAUGCCCAGAAUUGCACAAAGGUGGCCAUUGAUUGUGACUGGCUUAUCGAUGCAUUGUGCUCCUUGCCAUCGACCCCCGGGUCUGAGCGAGUUGCUGAGGUAGUGAUCCAGCUUCAGCAGUGGAAGGAAGCCAACUUCUCCACACUGGUCCUGAGGGAAUUGGCCGAGCUUGCCCGGUCCCACCAAGAUAGAGAAGAGCCAUUGCAGAUCAGGGAGCUGCAGAGGAUCUUGGACCAGGUAGGCAAGUCCUAUGACCUCCUCGAUGCCAAGUCCCAGGCAGAUGUGGAUUUCAUGCUUGCGGCUGCUCUCAAAGUUCUGAUGGCGAAGGCGAAUCUCUUGGAGAUGGACGCUUCCCUAAUGAACCAGAUCAUCGAAAUGAAGAAGGACAUUGUAAGCUUCAAGCGCGUUCUGUCGGUUCUCGGUGGUCAUCCCCAAGCUGAGUGGAUUUCUUGGCAGCUCACGAUGCACGAGGAGUUUGCUUGCCACCAGUCUGCCUUGAAAGGCAUCCGGGAUCUUGGUAGCUCUGCUGAUGCUCAAGUGCAGAGCGACAGCAAGGGUGUGUGCCUGGAGGCCUGGAUGCGAGUGUGCACUUUGUUGCGGCCUAUGACAGCCAAGUCCCAACAGCUGGAGGUUGAUAUGUCAACUAGGGCUGCCAACAUGGAGGUCCCGGAGGCAGAGGCCAAGACUUUGUCAGCGUUCCUGGAAGUUUCAUGCGCAGAGAAGUACAUUGAAGUUCUUGCAGUGAAGCACGACUUCUUGGUUGCAUGGUGCAAAUGGCAUGCAGACACAGUGCAAAAUUAUGUCGGCAAGCUGCUGGAGAAUGUCAAAGGUAUGCAGGGCAACGGCGAUGCUUCUUGGAAGGCGAAGUUGGAUGCCAGUACUGACCUCAAAGAGGUUCUUGCAGCUGGCGAGGAGAUCUUCAACAAGCUAGAUGGAGCUCUUGUCCAGAGUUCCAGAGAGGAGCUUGAUCAGGCCAUGAAGUUUGCGCACUUCUUGCAGAAGAUGGCGGAUGCAAUCAGCAAGGAAGAUGCGAGUUCAGUGUCAGCGGCUGUGAAGACCGGGCAAACUUUGAGCCAGGAGUGUGAGGUCCUGGUCCUUGAGGGCAUGAUGAUCCGCGGCUUGCAGAAGAAAACGCUUCAAAAGAAGCUCGACCUCAUCCAAUCCCAACUUGACAAGAUGGAUGAGUCCAAGAUAGCAGAUGUCAAGAUCCAGCCGGUGUUGUUGGAGAGCGCUAGAAGUUUAGUCAACAAGGGCACCAAAAGGAAGAAGCCAGCUGAGGCUGAGGUUGACAUCGAGGAUGCCGAG
This is a messenger RNA of Symbiodinium pilosum, 4143 nucleotides long. The record is from the annotation of a GenBank genome assembly. Lineage: Eukaryota; Dinophyceae; Suessiales; Symbiodiniaceae.